CCAGCCUGCAUGAAUUACGUGGAUGUACUGAAGGCUUGUGAUUUUUGCUGCCUGCAAUAUAUGACGGGCGUUUAGACCGCGUGUCGUCUCUCCACUAACGAGAGAGUAGGUUGUAUCUUUAGGACUCUUCACUGUAUCCACCUGAGACCGUUAUAUGUCAGUAAGAAGCCAACGAAUGAGGUUCUACACACAUCAGCAUCACCGCAGGUGUAUCUGCAGCAGCACUUUGGAAUUUACACCGUACGGCAUCGGCACCGCACAAUACCUGUGCGCACGAUCUACUUGCUUAUAUUCGCACAAAGUUGGAAUUGGGAUAGGGGGUGUUGGUGGUCUAUGAAUGUGGCCAAGCGUGCCCCCCACCACAACAUCUGCCUCUGUGCCUGUGGGGACUAUGCGCUGCACAACCCUGAAUGCACUGGCCGGUGGUUUGCGAGAACAGGGAGGGGGGUGGAGCAGCAGCAGGGGGUCGAGGGGGGCGCAGCAUGCCGCCUCCCUUCCGCAUCGCUGUGCUGGGGGCACAAGGCGUGGGCAAGACUGCCAUCGUGCAGCGCUUCCUCCACGAUGACUACAGCGAGGCGCCCACCCCGGCAACCAGCCGCGCCCGCCGUGUCCACCUGUCUGCUGCUGUGCUCAAUGGCCACGUGCACGACCUGCAGAUCACCGACUAUCCUGCCAUCACCAGCUUCCCCGGGAACUCAAUGCAGGAGUGGACAGACACCUGCUGCCGAGGUAUCCGCAGCGCUCACGUCUACAUCCUGGUCUAUGACAUCUGCUGCUUCGACAGCUUUGAAUACAUCAAGACCAUGCGCCAGCAGAUCCUAGAGACCAGGGUGUUGGGCACAGGCGACAUGCCCAUCCUGGUCGUGGGGAACAAGCGGGACUUGCAGCGGGGGCGUGUUAUCCCCCGCCACAACAUGUCCGACCUGGUGAGGAAGAACUGGAAGUGUGGCUACGUGGAGUGUUCGGCCAAAUUCAACUGGCAUGUGCUUCUGCUGUUCGGGGAGGCUCUGCGCAGUGUGGGCUGUGCCCGCUGCAAACACGUCCAUGCAACCAUCCGCUUCCAACGGGCACUAAGAAACGAACGCUGUGCCCUCAUGUGAUUUACUCAGUGACGGUGGGUGCGCACCAGAGUGGCAUUGAGGGCCAUUGGUACAGUAAACCUCCCUAGGACCACCAUGGCUGAUCACAUUUCUGUCCUGUGAAGCUACAGUAUUAACAUGUAACAGCCCUCUGUUUUGCUGCUAUCUGACUUGAUCAGGGAUGGAGAGUACCACCCUAUCCAUCUUUGAUAUUUUCUUGAUUUGGAGGCAGCUAAACCAACCCCUUGCUGUAAAAAUUCUGAACUCGUUCAAGUACACUAAAGGAACUUUCCAGCAUCUGCUGAUGCAUUCUCUCUGCUCGGAUGUCUUGAAGGUGCACACUUGAGCAUAUAAUCCCCAGAGGUAGCUAUACGAAUUCCGUACACAAACCCAUCUCAAUUAGUCCUCUGAAACCAAAACAUCCAACCAUAGGGAGAAUUCUGUUAAAUGGAGUAAUCCAGUCCACCUUUACGCUCCACUCGCAAACAAACAACUGUGUACAUACUAAAAUCUACAACUGUAGAAGCACAUAAGGGUGUUUAUAUACAAACACAACUCAGACCAAACCCCCGAUAUGAGACUGUUAAUGAUAUACUGUAAAAAAUAAGGUCUAAAUGUAAUAAAAUGCUAGAUGUGGUUGCCAACAUAUCGGCCUGUUCAGGUCCUCUGAACUGCUAAAUACAGCAAUAAAUGAACAUGCCAUGCUUGAAUGUUAGUAACCUUUGGUAAAACGUAGGAAUAAGGGGGAACAAAAGGACAAACUUGUUUCCUAUAAGGUUGUAUUCAAUGAAAUGUUUUAUUUAUUUUUAUUUCACCUGGUAGGCUAGUUGAGAACAAGUUCUCAUUUACAAUUGCGACCUGGUCAAGAUAAAGCAAAGCAGUGCAACACAAACAGAGUUACA
Molecule: messenger RNA, 1981 nt
Organism: Oncorhynchus tshawytscha (Chinook salmon)
Lineage: Eukaryota; Metazoa; Chordata; Actinopteri; Salmoniformes; Salmonidae
Product: ras-like protein family member 10B
Exons: 5
Coding region: 411-1100 (229 amino acids)
Molecular function (GO): GTPase activity; GTP binding
Source: RefSeq, a predicted model, not a curated record